AUGUUGUCGAGAGCUUGUUUGAGAGGCUUCGGCCUGCAGUCAGUCCCAAAGACCCAAUCCUAUCAGCUAGCUCGCAGAUCCGUUACUACCGAUGCUGCAAGCUCUCACGCUGAGAAAGAAGAUGUCCCCGAGGAGGAUGACAAGCCCUUCCAAGUCAAGCUCUCCGACGAGAGUUUCGAAACCUACAACCUCGACCCUCCCCCAUAUACCCUCGACACCACCAAGAAGGAGUUGAAGCAGAUGUACUACGAUAUGGUAUCUGUACGUCGUAUGGAAAUGGCUGCCGACAGAUUAUACAAGGAGAAAAAGAUUCGAGGUUUCUGCCAUCUGUCCACCGGUCAAGAAGCAGUCGCAGUUGGUAUCGAACAUGCCAUCACUAAAGAAGACGCCAUUAUCACAGCCUACAGAUGUCACGGUUUCGCCCUGAUGCGUGGCGGAACGGUCAAAUCUAUCAUCGGUGAACUGCUCGGUCGUCGUGAGGGUAUCGCAUACGGAAAAGGUGGCUCCAUGCACAUGUUCUCUACCGGUUUCUACGGAGGCAAUGGUAUCGUUGGCGCUCAAGUCCCUGUCGGCGCUGGUCUCGCAUUUGCCCAACAAUACACCGGCAAGAAAAAUGUCACACUCAGUCUCUACGGUGAUGGUGCCUCCAACCAGGGUCAGGUUUUCGAGGCCUUCAACAUGGCUAAGCUGUGGAAACUACCCAUCCUGUUUGGCUGUGAAAACAACAAGUAUGGCAUGGGUACAUCCGCUGCUCGAUCCUCUGCCUUGACCGAAUACUACAAGCGAGGUCAAUACAUCCCUGGUCUCAAGAUCAACGCUAUGGAUGUCCUCGCCGUGAAGGCUGCUGUCCAAUACGGCCGCGAUUACUCCACCAACGACAACGGCCCUCUGGUCCUCGAAUACGUGACCUACAGAUACGGCGGUCAUUCCAUGUCCGACCCCGGCACAACCUACCGAACAAGAGAAGAGAUCCAGCGCAUGCGCUCCACCAACGACCCUAUCGCAGGCCUUAAGCAGAAAAUCCUCGAUUGGGGCGUUUGCACCGAAGACGACCUCAAGGCUCUCGACAAGAAGGCUAGAGAGGAGGUCGACGCCGAGGUCGCCGAGGCCGAGAAGAUGGCCCCUCCCGACCCAACACCCAAGAUCCUCUUCGAGGACAUCUACGUCCGCGGCAGCGAGCCUGCUUACCUUCGCGGUCGCACACCCGAUGAGACUCACUACUACUAA
Exophiala bonariae is the source of this 1227-nucleotide messenger RNA. It is a transcript of the gene PDA1, whose product is annotated as alpha subunit of pyruvate dehydrogenase. The transcript is spliced from 3 exons. Gene Ontology annotation, molecular function: pyruvate dehydrogenase (acetyl-transferring) activity. Gene Ontology annotation, cellular component: intracellular membrane-bounded organelle. Gene Ontology annotation, biological process: pyruvate decarboxylation to acetyl-CoA. The record is from RefSeq and is a predicted model, not a curated record. Bases 1 to 1227 code for a protein of 408 amino acids. NCBI's taxonomy places the organism in Eukaryota, Fungi, Ascomycota, Eurotiomycetes, Chaetothyriales, Herpotrichiellaceae.